AUCAGAUUAUAACGGAGAAGACCAUCACUUCACGACUGUCGGACCUAGGGGUUUUAUCAACAUAGAGAAAAUAUAUCGCACCCAGGCAGUCAUGGACCAUAUAUCUAUGUGCCAUCAGCAUUAUCAUAGUCGGAAUCGUCUUUCGCCGACAGUUAGACUCAUCGAUUAUCUUAAGUCGUCAACCGUAAACGUACAACGCGUUCUAGCGUUCAGGCCCCCAGAAAAAGUCGAAUUGGAUGCCGAAUAUGACUGUGAUGUAGACGAAUACCACCCUGUACAGCCCCUAGUGCACGACCAUGGCGUUAGCUUCGUCUGUCUGUCGUCACCUCUAACGAAAAUUGAUCAACACGUUAUACAGAUCCUUCACCAUGGAAGUACUUGCGUUCUCUGGGAAGGUAUCGAGGGUCCCUCGCAACCGACAGGUGUCAAAGGCUUCUUGCUAUAUCUCAGGUUAGAUAGAUCAUUAACAACCCUCACUUGGGUACGGCCAAGUUGGAGCGGUCUUAAGUCAGGAACCACCAACGAGGCAGAUCCAUUCUCAACGGAUUUCAACUUGUCCUUCAACCCCGAAGAGACGUUAGCUCCAGGACUACUGACCAAGUUGGCUUUGCAAUCUACCGGCGAGCAGAGUACGGGAACCACGUUAGAUGAUGGCUUUCUCGAUCUUAUGGCCAUAAAAGAAGUCCAUCUUGGAGGAAGGGAUGCCGAAAAGGAGUUUGAGUUAUCGAACAUGGCAAGGCGAUAUGGUCUUAUUCACGAAUCCGGUAACGAAUGUGCCCUAACCAUACUUUAUGGUUAUGGUUUGAGCGACAACAGGCUUUUGUACAUAGUUUGUCCACCUGUAGUAUGUAGGGUAUGGUUUAAUGGAUUAAAUUGGUUAAUCCGCGGUUUAUCGAGACAACAAGCACUCUGUGAUAGAAGACUGUUAUGGUUAAGAGAACAAUAUAUGCAGCUAUACCAUGAAGAUGGUUACUGUUGCGGUCCAUUGGCUGCGGAUGCAAUCCGGUCUUUCGGUGGAAGAGAUUGGUCUCUUGCUGGCGUGACGAGUUCUGGCGGACCAGCUGGUGAAUCCUCAGGAGCAUUGAGGAGAGAAGUAUCAAUGAAAAUCAAGAAAAAACAACUUUUAAGUAACCAAACAUUCAAGGACCGGAGUUUGCGUUCCCAAUUCGUAGAACCAACGACUAUGUGCAUGGAAAGUAGUUAUUGGAGAAAUCCCACACAUCAUCGGCAAUCGACCCCGACAACAUUUGCUGAACAUCAGCAUGACGUUUAUAGACAUCACAGUCUGGGUCAGCUCGCCUAUAACUGCUCACAACCAAAAUUCGACAGGGACAGACACGGCUCAACAGAGCACCUAUGGCAUGGCAGGCAUCCACGGGUCGGCUCAAUCCUGUACGAUACUCAACUAGAUUUCAUAGAUUUCGUAACGCUUUUUCGUUCCUUUAGUUUAUUGAUUCGAAAAGAUUUGAGAGAUCUAUUCGAACAAUUGGCAAUAUCUUAUAGAAGUAUGGCUGUGAAUACAAGUAAGAUUAACGGUGUGAAAUCCAAAGUCGAUCAACCAAAGAAACCACAAAGAUUCGGUUUAUUAACAAGGAAUAGUAGACAAGAACUAGAAGGUGCGGUGAUGAAUUCUCAAAAGAAGAUAUUCGAUGCCAUUGCGGCUGCAAGUAUUUUCACGAAUUGCGCUGGAAUUGACACCAACAACUCACAAGUCAUCACAAUGUCUACGUUCACAAAAUUUCUGGAAACGAGGCAAAUGGAGAUUUGGACCGAAGAUCAAGUGAAAGCUCUGAUAUAUAGGCAUGAACCAGAUCCUAGCCUUCGUGUCCAGAAUUGUCUGUCAUUCGAAGGAUUCGCUAGAUACCUCAUGGACAAAGACAAUUUUGCAUUCGUCUCCGAAAGGGAGGUUCCUAAGGAAAGUGAUAUGGCUCGUCCUAUGUCAACAUACUACAUAUCUUCAUCCCACAAUACGUACCUAACUGGUCAUCAACUCAAAGGUGAAUCGUCUGUGGAACUAUAUAGUCAGGUUUUACUGACUGGAUGCAGAUGCGUAGAGCUAGAUUGUUGGGAUGGGGAUGAUGGAUAUCCCAUGAUCUACCAUGGACAUACUUUCACCACAAAAAUUCCAUUCAGUGCUGUUGUCGAGACCAUCGAAAGGAAUGCAUUCGCCACAUCACCGUACCCAGUGAUUUUAUCGAUUGAAAAUCACUGCUCCUUGCAGCAGCAAACAAGAAUGGCCCAUAUUUUUCAGAGAAUAUUCGGAGAAAAACUCGUCACAAAUUUCCUUUUCGAAUCAGAUUAUAGUGAUGAACCAUCGUUGCCUUCACCGGAGCAAUUGAAACAUAGGAUACUAAUAAAAAAUAAGAAGUUAGUUAUGGAAGUGCCUGCGCCAUUGAGUUUCGCUACAAUGUCGACCCCCAUGAGACCUGGCAGUGGAGGAUUAAGACACUCCGUGCCCGGCAGAACCAGUUCUAUCAUCAGCAAUACCAGUAGUAGCUCGUUCAAUGACGAUUUCAGCGAUGAUGACUACGACGAUGAUGACGAUGAAGAUAACAUAGACGAGAAGCCCAUUCAUGGAAUAAACAUAACAGAUUCGCCCAGAACAUAUGGAGUAGCCCAUGCGGUUUCCAAAACCAGCUCCCAGAAAAGAACUGCUCCCGAUGAUAAAUUGAAGAAGAAGAGUAGUCAGAUAUCGAAAGAACUAUCCGACAUGGUCAUAUAUGUUCAGGCCAUAAAAUUCCGCGGAUUGAAUACAAUAUCUCCAAGUAGUUCGGUGAAACAACGUCAAAAAGCGAUCACUUGUUCAGUGAGUUCCAGCGCAACUUCGGGAAUCAGUUCAGCAUCCAACAUUAGCUCUGGAACGACAAGCGAGUCCGACACCACAAUUUUCGAAUCGGAAAUCCAAAAACCUCGACCGAACGUAAACCUUCCUUGCUACCAGUGUUCUUCCAUCAACGAAAAUACUGCAAAAAAGCUAUGCAGAAAACAACCUCUAGCAUUGAUAGCACACACCCAAACUCAACUUAUGCGAACGUAUCCAGCUGGUAUGCGGAUAGAUUCAUCGAACUUCAAUCCGGUUAUAUUUUGGUCUUUUGGAAUACAGAUGUCUGCUUUGAAUUACCAAACUGAGGACACAGCCAUGCAGCUCAACAACGCCCUUUUCGAAACGAAUGGAAAAUGUGGUUAUGUUAGCAAACCUAACGUCAUGUGGGACCGAUCGCAUGUAAUGUACAGAAGAUUCAACCCAUGGGAUAAGGAAUUUGAUGGCAUACACUCGUCACAAAUAGUUAUCAACAUUGUAUCUGGCCAAUAUGUUAGUCAAGGAAAUGUCAAUCUCAGCACCUACGUGGAAGUAGAAAUAAUUGGUAUACAAGUUGAUUGUAACAAACAAAAGACAAAAAUCAUACAAAAAAAUGCUCUCAAUCCCAUAUGGAAUGAUACUUUCCACUUCAGAGUGAUGUUCCAGGAUCUGGCCUUCUUAAGAUUCACCGUGAUGGAUGCUACCAGUAACCACCUCUUGGCUCAAAGAAUGUUGCCGCUGAAGUGUCUCAAGCCAGGUUACAGACAUUUGAGGUUGAGGUCACCCCAAAAUAAGAGCCUCAACAUGUCAACUCUAUUUAUUUAUUCAAGAGUUGAGGAGGAAAGUUUGGAGAAUACUGAGAGUAGAGAUGGCAUUUCAGAAAGACCACCUCAACCGGAAACCAAUCUUUGCGAAUCUGCUAAACCAGAUAGCACAUUUUUGGGUAUUUCUGGGACACCCCUGUAUGUUAAAAGACGGAUGUUUUUCCUCAUGGUUUACGGAGUAGUAUCGGAGGAACCGUAUACGAUUUUGAAAAUCACCCAAGAAAGUACAACGCAAGACGUGUUGCUUCUUUGUCUGCAAAAAGCUGCCAUCACCCCCAACAAAGUUAACGACUACAUUCUGGUAGAAGAAGUCGCGAGAGGUUGGGAAAAAAAGGACCAUAACUUACCGGCCACACAACGCAUCCUUGACCUACAUGAGAGACCUCUACAAGCACAAUCCCAGUGGAAAGGAGAGGGCAGAUUCAUUCUCAAGAGGAUGGGUGAUGAUCCCAGCAGCAGAGCAUGGUUGUCUUCAAUCCGGAGUGUAGCCAACCGGGAAAGAGAAGCUAGGAAAACAGACGGAGCUCCAAGCAAUGCAUGGGAGGAGAAUGACACAUUUCUAGUCUGUAUAUACAAUGUUUCACCAGAAAUACCAUACGCCAUCCUCAAAGUUCCAUUGAACGCUUGCGCCCAGGACGUUCUGGCUCAAUCUCUUGUGAAGGCUCGACGACUCGAAGAUCCUAUGAAUUUCGUUAUUGUGGAGGAGCUGGAAUGGGGUGGUUUGAGCCACAAUAUUCAGCAACGCGCUCUGGCGGACGACGAGAACGUGUACAGUGCUCAGUCGCAUUGGCAAACCAUCGGGAGAUUUAUUAUGCAGGAACGUGCUAACGCCACGCCCACGUCUCUGCGGAAAAACAGGAUCACGUCCAGCCUGCGGUUAGCUACGCUGGACAGAAUAAGCAGAGGAUUGAACGUGGCUCGGAACGUCGCCUCCAACAGCAUGAAAAUGCCGGUGCAAGUGGCGUUGAGUGAUCCAACAACUUCCAAAUGGAAGAGCAAAUCGGGGGAUGAUUCUAAAGGGAGGUCCGGAUCCCGAAACAAGUCGAACUCGGAUAAAGAUUCGGCGGCUCCGACCUCUUCAAAGAAGGGUGAUGCGAUGAGGGAGGUGCACUCAGAGGGUGAGACAUUGAGUGACGAUGAGACGAAAGACUCUGACUUGAUGUCGAGAUUGAAAAAAGUGUCGUUACGAAAAUUCAAAGAAUGGAAAUCGUGACUUCUGGAAUAAAAGUGGGACUGGUAUUAGGCUAAUCACUACUCACGAUUUCUAUGAUCACAGGGAUAUUUCUGCCGAGACUGAUGUUUUUGGUCUCACAGAGGUAAAUUGUCUCACUGAAACCUCAUAUCACUGAAUUCACACAUACUUUUUCUGAUAAUAUUGAGUUGGCGUCUUUAUUUUUAUUCGUUCUUCUGUUGCCAAAUUAAUUGUUUUCAAGAUUAUUAUCCAAUAAAUUUCGAAAUGUGUUCUGAUAAGAAAACAAUUUUCAAGUUAAAGCUUUUAUAUUCACCAGUUUGUUAGUUUCGGUCUAUGCGACAUAUGCGGGUGGUACCAGAGUUUAUUUUUCAAUAAGACAUUUUCGAUUUUUUAAUCUCUCAAUUAUUGCCUUGAAAUAGUAUGAGAGAAAAUAUUGGUAAGAGGCAGAUCAAAAAUAUCCAUCAUUUAGGUCCAUUCAGACACACGUAUCUUCACAUUCUAUUAUUCAACCACUUGUUAUUCCUUUUUUGCUUAGAAAGAUGUAUAUAUUUACCAGGCUAUCACCAAUAUUUUGAUUGACAACACAACUGAAUAUCUCAAACCUGUUUGAACAAUAAACUCUUCCACGAAACAUGUCAACAAAAUUCAAAAAAGUCACACCCACCAUUUAGUGUGAAUCAGAAACUUUGAGUAAGUCUUUAGCUACAAUAUAUUUACUAUUUAUUCUUCAAAUAACUAAGUAUACUUUAUUAUUUGUUAAUCAUUAAACAUUUCCAUAAUAUGUAAUGGAAUUGCCCAACUCUUGAUGAAAAUCCACAACGUAUUGAAGUAAAACUGUGAGAUAGUUUGCACAUCGUUCCGAAGAGACCAUGCUCGGUACUGAUGAUGAGGCAAUCACCCCGAAACCGGUCUAUCGGUUGGUCGGAUCGACCAAACGAAAUUAAUUUCUGC
Leptinotarsa decemlineata (Colorado potato beetle) is the source of this 5767-nucleotide messenger RNA. RefSeq names its product 1-phosphatidylinositol 4,5-bisphosphate phosphodiesterase epsilon-1. Gene Ontology annotation, molecular function: phosphatidylinositol-4,5-bisphosphate phospholipase C activity; guanyl-nucleotide exchange factor activity. Lineage: Eukaryota; Metazoa; Arthropoda; Insecta; Coleoptera; Chrysomelidae. The record is from RefSeq and is a predicted model, not a curated record. Gene Ontology annotation, biological process: Ras protein signal transduction; phosphatidylinositol-mediated signaling; phosphatidylinositol metabolic process.